This is a messenger RNA of Chlamydomonas reinhardtii, 3238 nucleotides long. RefSeq lists its product as uncharacterized. Lineage: Eukaryota; Viridiplantae; Chlorophyta; Chlorophyceae; Chlamydomonadales; Chlamydomonadaceae. The transcript is spliced from 4 exons. The coding region runs from base 839 to 2743 and encodes 634 amino acids. The record is from RefSeq and is a predicted model, not a curated record.
CCCGCAGCCAGUUGAUUACACACCAUGGGAGGCAUCACCCAAGCAUAUGGCGGAGCAAAUUAAGAAGUGGUACGUGCGCUACGUGCACACUGGCGGGACAGAGCCCAAGCCACGCCCAGGCCGGCCGCGCACGGUGUCGGACCCCAUCCUGAAAACCCUGGUCGACCACGUCAAGAGCGUCCACUAUGACUCUGCCGCCAAGUACGAGCACGACGCGCCCUUUCAAGACGUUCUCAAAUCCCACAAGAUCACUUUCAAAUCCCUGUGGCGCUCCAUGCAACACUACGAUCCAACCCUCCAAAAGAACUUAAAGGUGGAGCACCGCCCCUUCCUCAGGGCCGGCGGGGUAAGAGGAAGCCGCCGCCACCCCCGCCCGUGGCCCCUAUCAAGCCCUACGUGUCAUGGGACAACCCGGCAUGCCACGGCAACGGCGAGAUUGCUGACUUCCGUGGUGUGGGCGUCACUAAGGCCAAUUUCAUGAAGCUUCCCACGUACAGCGGCGACACAGUGCUGCCGGCGCUUUUGUUGUAUUUGCUGACUUCGCGAGUGGCAGAGUCUGAAGCUGUAUGUGCGACCAUAAACAUGUAAAGCAGUCACUGCAGAUGGUGCACUCGUUGAAGGCGUUCAGUUUGUGGCGUUGACUCCUCUACUUUCCGCUUGCGGCACCUGCGUAUGGUAGCAAAUAGCGUAGAAUAAGGAGUCCGAGGCACCUGAAAAUCGCGUGAGUAAGUGAGCACAGUCGUGUCGCCGCAGCGCUGGUGUUGCAACCGUUGUGCCAAGGCCCCAACAGGCCCCAACAGGCCCUACCGCGGCCACCCCCGCCACCCACGGACGCGCAAUGGUCAAGGCCGAGCCGCCCGAGGGCAGCCACCCCGGGCCGUACCAGCCCAGCGGCGGUUACCAGGCGCCCGGCCACAAGGGUGCCACCGUUGCGCCCUCCGUGGACGAGAGUGACGAGGAGGUUGUGGACGACGAGGGCGAGGACGAGCGCGAGGGCGAGGACGACGACGACGACGAUUCGGGGGAGGCUGAGGACGGACAUGGGGCUGCGGCUGGGCACGGCGAUGAUGUGCGGGGCCACGCGCCACAGCAGGCGGAGACGGCCGACGCCAAGGCCGACGAUGGCAGCGAUGGCCUUGGAGCUGCACACGCCCAUGAGGACCCCGAGCGCGAGGUUGAUGGAGUUUCGAGCGGUGACGCGGGGCCGUCUGGCAGCGGCGGCGCUCCGGCAGCGCUGCUGUGCGCCACGGCUGCUGCCACCACGGGUGGUGGCAGUCGCAAAAAACGCGUGCGUCAGCGGCGCGGCAGCGUGCGCACGGCCGCUGACGGGCCGCUGAUGCACCUGUGCUUCUACUGCAACCAGCCUUCGCCCAACGGCGAGCUGACGCGCUGCUGUAGCUGCACGCCCGUGUCGCUGGAGUACAACUGCCACAGGCGCUGCCACCUGCGCUGCGCGGCCAAGGUGCCGGGCCAGCUGCUGCCAGGCUUUGAGGAGCUGGGUGUGUGGUUCUGCGGCUGCGGCAGGCAGAACCACCCGAAGCACACCCCCGAGAAUCACCUGAAGGUGGUCAACGCAUCAAACCCCGAGGCGGACGCGGUGCGUGCCUACGUGCAGACCUGCGCCCUGCUGCUCAGCGCCGGCAACGGCGCCGGAGCGGCCGCAGCCCAGGCCGCAGGCGGCGGGGCGCAGGGGCCAGGGGGCGCGGGGUCUGGCCUGCCCACCGCCUGGUUUGCGCCGGACAGGGUGCGGGCGCGCGGUCGUGGCCUGGUGCCGGACCCGCAGCAGCCCGGCCGCGUCAUAUUUGAGUCCAUGCUGACGCCACAGCUCGCGACAGCCGGCGCGGCAGCUGCAGGCGCGGCAGCUGCAGGCGCGGCAGCUGCAGGCGCGGCAUCUACAGGCGCGGCAGCAGGAGGCGCAGCUGAGGCUGCCGGUGCCUCCAAACAGGAAAGCGGGCGCAGCGGGUCCGAGCGCACCACACUGUCAGCUGAGCACCGUGUCCGCGGCAGCGGCAUGGGGGCAGCGGCGGUGGGACGGGGCCUACCAGGAGGCGAGGAGGAGGCAGGAGCGGCCGCAGCGCCCGGCUUCACCGCCAAGCCAGACCCUGACCAGCAGCACAACCCGCCGCAGCGUGGCGUGGUGGGCGGGAUGCGGCACCGGAGCCUGGCGCAGCGCUGGCAGCCGGUGACGCAGGCGCCGCCAGAGCGCUCCGGCGCCGGUGCGAGGUCUGGCAGUGCAGCGGCCAAGCCGGCCCUGGCGGCGGCUUCCCCAGUAGCUAGGCUUGCAACAGCCGCAAACGGCAGUGACGCGGCACCCCUUUCAGUCGCUGGCGGCCAAGCAGGUGCCGUGAGCAGCCGCAGUGAUGACAGGGCGGGCGCGUAUGACGACGGAUGGGAGCACCCCUCGGCCAAGCGGCAGCGGGCAGAGGUGGCGGGCGCAGGCACGGCUGGCGCUGGGACGGCUGCUGCUGCGGCGGCGGCUGCGGCUGGUUCGGCGGCGGAGCUGGCAGCACUGAGGGCGCAGCUGGCGGAUAUGCAGCAGCGCCUGGCGGACAUGGAGCGGGCGCUCUCAGAGGAGCAGACCAGGCGCAUUCGGGCCGAGGUGCGGGCGGAGGGGCUGGAGGAGCAACGGCAGCGGUAUGAGCAGGAGGCGCGUGAUGAGCGUGAGCGGGCGAUGGAGGCGCGUGUGGCUGAGGCUGUGAUGAAGCGACAGGUGGCGGAGCUCGAGAAGAGGAUGAAGGGCUGAGCAGGGGCACUGAGAGGACUGGGGUACAUCUCGAGGGGUUACACCUGCGGGCCACGGUAUCCACAGUACGCGCCACACCAGCACACGCAGGCUACCUUGCAGUUGAAGACGGAUACGGAGCUUAAGUGGACACACGAGUGGAAUGUGGUGCUACUCUGUUUGUGCCUUCGAGUUCUCCAAGCACGUUUGUUGCGGUUGUGCAGGCAGAUGCUUCCAGGCUAGGCUGCUGAGCAAACUGUGGCGGCACUGCCACUUGCUGCUCGGGAGUUGAGGCUCUGCUGUAUGUUGGUAAGAGGAGACACCGAGAGUCAUGAGAGAGAGAAUGUUCCUAAAACCUUCGACAUUGUGGAGCCGCUGUGCACUGUCGUAAGAGGCAGCCAGGGGGCCACGAAAGCCACAAGCCCACAGGCAGGGGAGGGCCCGUCCCCUUGUUCAUGACAUGCUCCCUCGCUCCACGUUGCGCAAGAGACGCAACUUGUUUCUCUCUCAUCUUGA